Molecule: messenger RNA, 1500 nt
Organism: Trichosporon asahii var. asahii CBS 2479
Lineage: Eukaryota; Fungi; Basidiomycota; Tremellomycetes; Trichosporonales; Trichosporonaceae
Product: nicotinamide mononucleotide permease
Exons: 1
Coding region: 1-1500 (499 amino acids)
Biological process (GO): transmembrane transport
Cellular component (GO): membrane
Molecular function (GO): transmembrane transporter activity
Source: RefSeq, a predicted model, not a curated record
AUGACCGUCACACUCACCGAGAAGGGCGAAGUCUGGCACGACGACGUCGCAGACGUGAAGGAGCUCGACGACGGUGUCGACCGCCAUCUCGUCGUGCACGAGCGACCCGAGCUGUCGGGGCUGGACGAGGUCGAGCUCGCGGCUCUCGAUAAGCGGACAACACGCAAGAUUGACAUUCUCAUGAUGCCCGGUCUCAUUCUCCUCUUCCUCCUCAACUACAUCGACCGCUCGAACAUUGCCGUCGCCAAGGUCGCCGGCGUCGACAAGACGCUCGGUCUCACGACGACGCAGUACAACACCUGCGUCUCGGUCAUGUACGCGGGCUACGUCGCGUUCCAGGUGCCCUCCAACAUGGUCGCGAGCCGCGUCAAGUACCCAGGUCUGUACAUCUGCACGAUGUGUGCGAUCUGGGGCAUUGUCGCGGGCUGUCAUGGGGCGGUGCAGAGCUACGGCGGACUGGCGGCGUGCCGCGCCGUGCUCGGCAUCGUCGAGGCGGCCUUUUACCCCGGAGCGCUGUACAUGAUCUCGAUCUUCUACACGCGCGAGCAGAUGGCACUCCGCGGCGCCAUCCUCUGGGCCGGCUCGCAGCUCGGGAACGCGUUCAGCGGCCUCAUCGCCGUGCCCAUCAUCACGCUGAAUGGACGGUAUGGGCUCGAAGGGUGGAGGUGGCUCUUCAUCGUCGAGGGCGUCCUCACCGUCGGCUGUGCCCUCGUCGUCAUGUCCUACGUCCCCAACCGGCCCGAGACGUGUCGCUGGCUCACGCCCACCGAGCGUGCCCGCCUGCUGUACCGCCUGGAAGCGAAUCGUGGCACCCAAGAUGGCACCUCCGAGGUUGGCAACUGGGUCGCCCUCAAACUCGCCCUCACCGACCCCAAGGCUUGGAUGCUCGUUCUCAUCAACCAGUUCAACUUCAUCGCUGCUUCUGUGACAUUGUUCUUCCCUGUCGUUACAGCCACGCUCGGUUUUUCGCGUACUGUCACCCUCGUAAUCACUGCGCCGCCGUAUCUUCUCGCUGUUGUCGUGAUGACUUUUAACGGGUGGCACUCGGAUAAACAUCGGGAGCGCAGUUUCCACAUUAUAGUGCCGUUCCUGUUCACAAUCGCGGCUAACACGAUCGCCAUCGCGACCCUGAAUACGGGCGCACGCUAUUUCGCCAUGUGUCUCAUGCCCGCGUCCUUCUACUCGGCCUCGACGAUCGGGUACUCGUGGAUUGGCAUCAACAUCACUGGACCCGCCAUCAAGCGCUCCAUCAUCUUUGCGCUCGUGAAUGCGUUUGGAUCCACGACCUCCAUCUGGACGCCGUACCUCUACUUUGCCCCGCCGAGGUACACGGCGGCUUUUGGCGUCAUGCUCGCGGCGCCCGUGUGUCUCAUCCUCACCACGCUCUGCUUCCGCCAGUACCUCAAGCGCCAGAACGCCAAGCUCGACCGUGGGGAGGACACGGGCAUCCAUGGCCCGUCCCUCGUCCAGAUCGAGGCUGGGUUUCGCUACCAAUUGUAG